GUAACCCCUGCGGCGGCCCAGAGGACGGGAAGCCGGGGCGGGGGGCGCCCACUCCAGCCAGGCUUCAGCAAGAGGAGAGCCGGACGGAGCUGUUUUGAGCCGACGCGCCGUGGCCGCGCUGCGCACGCACCGCCGCGCGCGCCGCCCGGGAACGCGGGGCGCCGUUUGACCCCGCCGCCGCGCCGUAGGUCGGGCUCCACGCUGCCGGCUGCCAUGGCGGACGUGUCCGAGCGGACGCUGCAGCUAUCUGUGCUGGUGGCUUUCGCGUCCGGAGUGCUCGUGGGCUGGCAGGCGAACCGACUGCGGAGGCGCUACCUGGACUGGAGGAAGCGGAGGCUGCAGGACAAGCUGGCGACGACUCAGAAAAAGCUGGACCUGGCCUGAGACCCCGCGCUGUCGGUCGGCGCCGACCCCCACGCGCCCUCCUCGCCUCGCCCGCGCCGGGGCUCAGGCCGGCUUCACACUCCCCGCCUGCUGCGCCUUGUUCUUUUUGGAGAGUUGCAGUUUGUCGAAGAUGGAUAUAGAGCACUGGAUGGAUCUAAUUUCUCCUUGCUCUUUAUGAGUCAAUUUUAUUUUCAAAAUAAAAAAAAAUUAAACAUC
Messenger RNA from Mustela erminea (ermine), 600 nucleotides. RefSeq names its product mitoregulin (gene MTLN). Gene Ontology annotation, cellular component: mitochondrial inner membrane. Gene Ontology annotation, biological process: positive regulation of mitochondrial membrane potential. NCBI's taxonomy places the organism in Eukaryota, Metazoa, Chordata, Mammalia, Carnivora, Mustelidae. The record is from RefSeq and is a predicted model, not a curated record.